AUGCUCCCUGGAUGGGUCCCUACAGCCGAAGAGAUAUUUCUCUUCUCAUCCCUUCUUGGCCUGUGCGUUGCCUUUGUGACAAUUCUUGCGACAAGCAACCCUAAACAACCUGCAAAGGUGGUCUUUGGGGACUGGGUCAAUGCCACUGGAUGGCCCGAUGGCCUCGCAUUUCUUCUUGCCAGCGGGCAGGCAAUGUAUGGAUUUCUGGGCUUGGAUGGAGCCACCCAUAUUGCUGAAGAAAUGCCGAACCCCGAGCGCACAGUUCCCAAGGUCAUUUCCCUCAUCAUGAUAAUUGGAACUGUCACUACCAUCCCGUGGAGCAUCGCUCUCCUGUUCAGUACCAACACUCUCGACAAGGUCUCAGUGGCAACCAUUCCUAUCUUUGAAGUGUUUAUGCAAGCUAUACACUCUCAAGCCGCUGCUACUUUCUUCGCCGUCUGGAUUUGCUUCAUCUACUACGGCGCCCUCAUCAGCUGUUACGUUACCUCUGGUCGUCUCAUCUGGGCCUUCUCCCGAGACGGCAGCCUUCCAUACUCUCACAUUUUCAGCAAGAUUCAUCCCACUUUCCAAGUGCCCAUCAAUGCUACUGCCCUGGCGGGAGUCUUCAUGAUCGUGUUUGGGCUGCUGUACGUGGCGUCCACGGCGGUAUAUAACAGCAUAAUUGGUCUCGCUAUCAUGUCAACCAAUAUUACUUGUGCCGUAUGGCAGGCCAUACUCAUCAUCCGUGGGCGAAGCAUCAUGCCCAAGCGAUACUUCAACCUUGGGAGGAUUGCUGUCACCUUUUGCAAUGUGUUUGCUUCAUGCUACGCGCUGCUAUUCACCGUCCUUUUCUGUUUCCCUCUGUCUCUCCCAGUCACUGCUGAGUCGAUGAAUUAUCAAUCUGUUGUGCUUGUAGGAACUCUUCUCUUUAUUACCGUCCUUUGGUGGAGCGGCAAGAGGAAAUCAUUCCACGGCCCUGUUCUCGAUGCCGAGUAUUAUAUAGUCUGUCAUCAACAUGAGAUGUUGUUAAAGGAAAAGUAG
Fusarium sp. VM40 is the source of this 1020-nucleotide messenger RNA. NCBI's taxonomy places the organism in Eukaryota, Fungi, Ascomycota, Sordariomycetes, Hypocreales, Nectriaceae. The record is from the annotation of a GenBank genome assembly.